Molecule: messenger RNA, 786 nt
Organism: Trichomonas vaginalis G3
Lineage: Eukaryota; Parabasalia; Trichomonadida; Trichomonadidae
Exons: 1
Coding region: 1-786 (261 amino acids)
Source: RefSeq, a predicted model, not a curated record
AUGAUAACGAAGGCAGUAGAAGCUAGUGGAACAGUUACUAUUACAACUGUAACCCAGCAACUAUUUCGAACAAAGAUGGAUUUUAAUGAAUGUUUCAUUCAUCCAAAGUCAUUCUCUUUAGACCCUAACAUUUAUACAGAACUUGUAGAACAUUAUACAAACGAGGCUUUAUGUUUUCCUGUUAAAGUUAUGGAUUGGAUUCCUAUGGACGGUUCAUUCUCAAAGAAUACAGAUAGUUCAAGUGCAACAUUUACAGCAGCUUAUACGCCUAUUAAUGUUAAAAGUAUUUGGGCACUAUUUAGAAAGAAAGACAACUAUUAUGUUAAUUUUGAGAACCCUAAGUUUAAAUAUCUUCAGCUUUCCAUGGGAGCUUAUGGAAAUAUACCUGCAGAACCUGAAAAAUCAUAUGGACCUGUAUUUUAUGAAAUGGUUGCGAACGCUUGCAAUACAAACAAUGAUAUGAUAGGAUUUAAUGAAGAUGUUAUGAGGUCAUUGGUGGAUGAUGGUAGUGUGGAACAUAAAUGGGAUAGCUAUGACAACACACAUUUCUUAUGUGGUUUUCCAACAGAAGUGGACUUUUGCUUCCAGCAAGGUCAAACAUCUACUGCUCCAAUAACAUACAAAUUGUCUGUUAAAGGACCUAUUGAACUAGCAACUGAAAAUGUACCAAAGCCACUUAUUGGAUUUAUGAGGGAUUGUUGCUUUGCCAUUCAGGUGCGUGCUAAUGGCAUCCCCAUAAUAAGAUUAGAUGACUAUAACUUAGCUACGGACGACAGUGAGGAAUAA